Molecule: messenger RNA, 1212 nt
Organism: Zerene cesonia (dogface butterfly)
Lineage: Eukaryota; Metazoa; Arthropoda; Insecta; Lepidoptera; Pieridae
Gene: Prp18
Product: pre-mRNA-splicing factor 18
Exons: 8
Coding region: 171-1199 (342 amino acids)
Biological process (GO): RNA splicing; generation of catalytic spliceosome for second transesterification step
Cellular component (GO): U5 snRNP; U2-type post-spliceosomal complex; U4/U6 x U5 tri-snRNP complex
Source: RefSeq, a predicted model, not a curated record
CAGAUGGCAGCUCGUUAGAAAAUGACAGAAUCAGAUAGCUGUCAGUUCAAACGUAUGUGAGUGUAUAAGUCGAAAGCCGCGAUGAGCUUAGAUAUCGAAAAAAUAUUUUAUAUGAAUAACCUAAUCCAAUAUUCCUAUUUUUGUCGAAAAAAAUAAAAAGAAAAACAAAAAUGAAUGUAUUGAAGGCAGAGAUAGAACGUAAGAGAAAACUGUUGGAAGAGAAAAAUAUUUUGAACACUUCGAAAAAAUACUUCAAACGUGGUGAUCUUCUGGCUAAAGAACAGGAAGAGUACAUGAAGAAGUAUGGUCCACAGAAAAACAGCGAGGAUGAUCACAAAGAAGUGGAAUCUGUAAAAGUAAAAACUCAGGAGGCCGAUACGCAACAAAGUGAAAAUGCUGCAUUGCCAAGGGCAGAGGUUAUCAAAAGAUUAAGGGAACGUGGACAUCCUAUUACUUUGUUUGGGGAAUUGGAAGUACAAUCAUUUAAAAGAUUACGAAGGAUUGAGAUUCAGGAACCUGAAGCAAAUAAGGGAUUCAGAAAUGAUUUUCAAGAAGCUAUGGACAAAGUGGAUGAGGCAUAUUUAAAUGAGAUUCUUGCACUGGGCACUCAGACUGAUAGUGAAAAGGCACACAAGGAAGAUGAUUUAGAUGAUUCUAUUACCUAUGAAACUAUACAAGAGAUGGCCAAAACAAUGGGACAAGGUGACAGAAUCCAUGAUAUGAAUGUUAUAAUGACUUUGCUACAAUUCUUAUUAAACAUAUGGGGACAACAACUCAACUCUGCAACUGCUGCUGAAAAAACAUCAACCAAACACAAAAUGGCUAGAGCAACAUACACUCAGACACAAGUAUAUUUAAAGCCAUUAAUGCGCAAACUGAAAAAGAAAAAUUUACCAGAAGACAUAUGUGACAGUUUAAUGGAAAUUACCAAACAUCUGUUAGAAAGGAACUACAUAAUGGCAAGUGAUGCAUAUCUUCAAAUGGCUAUUGGCAAUGCCCCUUGGCCUAUAGGAGUGACUAUGGUUGGUAUACACGCCCGUACAGGUCGAGAAAAGAUUUUCUCGAAAAAUGUUGCUCACGUAAUGAACGACGAAACGCAACGAAAAUAUAUACAAGCAUUGAAAAGGCUAAUGACAAAGUGUCAAGAGUACUUCCCAACAGAUCCAUCUCGUUGUGUUGAAUAUACUAAGAUAAAAUAAAUAUUUUUUUGUA